AUGGUUUCGGAGGACACGCGACCUGAGCUUCCCGACGUGGAGAAGGUCUCAGACGCUUGUCGCGAGAAUUCGACCUUAGUCUUGUCAGAAGAACAGGCCCUGGCAAAAGCCCGCAGUAACCCCGAUGACGCACUACCAAUCCUCAUCGGCUACGCGGUAGACGACCUCGACAACCCUCGUAAUUGGCCAAAAUGGCGCAAGUGGUAUAUCACCAUCGUGGUUAGCAUGCUCAAUGUUUUCACAACAUGGUGUGCCGGUGGCAUCUCAUCGGGCGCGACUGGCAUACAAGAGGAAUUUGGGGUCUCAGCGGAGGUGACAACCUUAUGCCUGUCUCUCUAUGUUUUAGGCUACGCCAUCGGCCCUGUGCUUCUCGCUCCUCUCUCGGAAUACUUUGGUCGCCAGCCGGUGUAUGUGGUAUCAUGGUUCUGCUUAUUUAUCUUCCAACUCCCUCUUGCCUUGGCCCCGAACAUUGGCACUAUUCUGGUGUGUCGCUUUAUCGCUGGAUGCGCUGGAGGUGCGCCCUUGACAAACACUGGCGGUAGUAUCAGCGACCUGUGGGAGCGAAAUGAGAGUGGAGGCCCCAUGGCUGUCUAUGGCUUGAGCAGCACCUUUGGUCCUCCCAUGGCGCUGGUAAUCACUGGAUAUAUCGGGCUCAAUCUGGGCUGGCGAUGGAUCUUUUGGGUAUUGAUGGCCAUGACGGGUGGCGUGUGGGUUAUUCUAGUAACCACCAUUCCUGAAACACGCCACACCACCGUGCUCCAGAACAAGGCGAAGCGCGCACGAAAGCAAAUGAAAAAGGAAAAUCUUGGCUCCGCGGAAUCGACUAUGGACCUUCACGCGCACGACCGAAAAGGUCUGCAUGAACUAUUCGCCAUCACACUCACGCGUCCGUUCCGGUUCCUCUUUUCCGAGCCAAUCACAUUGUUCUCUGCCAUUUACAAUGGCUUCUUGUACGGCCUUGUUUAUCUGUUCAACGAAGCGAUCCCCCUUGUCUUCGGUGAGCCCAAAGGGCAUCCGUUCAACACCGGUCAGCAGGGUCUGGCCUUCUUGGGAAUGGCCAUUGGUCCUCUCAUUGCAUUCUGUUUCUAUCCACUUCAGGAGCGAUACUACUUGCGCCGCGUUGCAGAGAAUGGAGGCAAAGGUGUCCCCGAAGCACGUAUGUGGAUGGCGCGCUUGGGAGCAAUCUUGAUCCCUAUUAGUCUGUUCUGGUUUGGCUGGACAAGCUAUCGGUCAGUGCAUUGGAUCGUGCCAAUCAUUGCAUCGUCGUUCUUCGGGGCUGGCAUCUACAUCGUUAUUCUCAGCAUUUUGAACUACGUUGUCGAUAGCUAUCAGACUUAUUCAGCCUCUGCUCUUGCCGGUGUGAUCUUGGUGCGCAAUGUUGUCGGAGCUGGAUUCCCCUUGUUUGCGACUCAGAUGUAUGAGAAGCUAGAUUAUGAAUGGGCUUCGAGCCUGUUGGGUUUCAUUUCAAUCCUGCUGGUGCCAAUCCCAUUCAUCUUCUUCUACAAGGGAAAGGCCAUCCGCCUCCGAAGCCCAUGGGCCAGGGAGCACUUUGAUCAGAACGAGGAUAGCCCGCAUUAG
Molecule: messenger RNA, 1578 nt
Organism: Penicillium nucicola
Lineage: Eukaryota; Fungi; Ascomycota; Eurotiomycetes; Eurotiales; Aspergillaceae
Product: MFS transporter
Exons: 2
Coding region: 1-1578 (525 amino acids)
Biological process (GO): transmembrane transport
Molecular function (GO): transmembrane transporter activity
Source: RefSeq, a predicted model, not a curated record